AUGAAACAAAUCUGGGUCUCCUUGUUUACCCGGCUUGAGAAUAGCAAAACCCCAAGACUCAUUAGGUGUCUCAUUAUCUUCCUGGUGAAGCAUGGGGUAGAAGCUCUUGUGGACUCGAUCAAUUCUGUUCAGGCAAAUUUGUUUCAAGUAAUUUUGAGUCGGUUUUGGAUACCCAAUCUGAAGACCAUAACUGGGUACACAGAGGUUAAACUGAGUGCAGUUGCAUCAGCUAAGCUGCUUUGUGAAUCACCAUCAAUGUUGGAUCCUGCAGCUGAGGAGCUUUGUGGGAAGUUGCUGGAUGGUGUUGUGACUCUUCUCUCACUGCCAGAGGAGGAAAAAGUUGAAGAUGAACCAGAAGUUCCAGAUUUUGGGGAGGCAACUGGUUAUCAAGCCACCAUUGUUCGUCUUCACAAUGUUGGUAAAAAAGAGGGGGAUCCUUUAGAGGAAAUCAAGGAUCCAAAAUACUUCUCAAUGGCUUUACUCGUGGUUCUCUCUUCUAAAUUCAGUGGGAGAUUCCCACUGGUUAUUACUAGAUACCUUUCUCCUGCUAAUCAAGCUGCACUUCUCCAGUUAUGUCAUUCAUACCAUCUUUCUAUAGUAUGA
Lactuca saligna is the source of this 603-nucleotide messenger RNA. The record is from the annotation of a GenBank genome assembly. Lineage: Eukaryota; Viridiplantae; Streptophyta; Magnoliopsida; Asterales; Asteraceae.